Molecule: messenger RNA, 1536 nt
Organism: Achroia grisella
Lineage: Eukaryota; Metazoa; Arthropoda; Insecta; Lepidoptera; Pyralidae
Gene: ninaB
Product: carotenoid isomerooxygenase
Exons: 13
Coding region: 1-1536 (511 amino acids)
Biological process (GO): retinal metabolic process; carotene catabolic process
Molecular function (GO): carotenoid dioxygenase activity; beta-carotene 15,15'-dioxygenase activity
Source: RefSeq, a predicted model, not a curated record
AUGGCGAUGUUUCAAGAGAAAUUGUAUCCGAACUGCGACGCUAGUGUAUGGCUGAGAUCUUGUGAGGAAGAGAUUGUUGAUCCACUACAAGGAGUCGUCACGGGAGAGAUACCCAAGUGGCUUCGGGGAACAUUGUUACGAAACGGACCUGGCUCAUUGAAAGUUGGAUCUACGCGUUUUGAACACCUUUUCGACAGUUCGGCUUUACUACACAGGUUUGCAAUUGAAGAUGGAGGCGUGACAUAUCAGUGCCGAUUCCUCCGUUCCAGCACCUUUAACAAGAACCGCGCCGCCGGCCGUAUCGUCGUAACUGAGUUUGGCACUAAAGCCGUCCCUGAUCCAUGCCACACGAUCUUCGACAGGGUAGCAGCAUUGUUCAAACCUGGAGAGUCGUUAUCUGAUAACGCGAUGAUAUCGUUGUAUCCCUUUGGGGAUGAAAUGUACGCCUUUACUGAAACUCCUGUGAUACACAGAAUAGACCCUGAGACUUUGGACACAUUGGAAAGAAAGAAUCUAAUGGAUUCCGUUUCAUUGGUCAACCAUACUUCACAUCCGCAUGUUAUGCCCAACGGUGAUGUAUACAAUCUUGGGAUGUCCGUAGUCAAGGGACGGUUGAAACAUGUCAUAGUUAAAUUUCCAUAUACUGAAAAAGGCGACAUGUUUGCGAAGGCACAUAUUGUUGCCUACAUGAGUCCAAGGUGGCCGCUUCAUCCCGCAUACAUGCACACUUUUGGUAUAACAGAGAAUUAUUUCGUUGUAGUGGAGCAGCCGUUGUCUGUAUCAUUGUUGAGUAUGGUCAAAAAUCAACUGUCCAACGAACCACUUGUUUCCAGUCUACAAUGGUAUCCCAAUCAUGAGACACACAUAGUUCUGCUUUCUCGUGAGAAUGGUAAAGAGGUGAAGCGUUACCGUACAGAGACGUUAUUCUACCUGCACAUUAUCAAUACAUACGAGCAGGACGGUACGCUGGUGGUCGAUAUAUGUGCUUACAAGGACGCGAAGACUUUAGAUGCUAUGUAUAUAAACGCUAUUGAGACGAUGCAAAGUAACGCCGACUACGCAGAAUGGUUCCGUGGGCGACCAAAGCGGUUGGAGCUGCCCUUGAAUGCCGACAACAGGUCGCGCAUAGAACCACGUCUACUGGCGGACCUCGGUUGUGAGACUCCGAGGAUACAUUACGACUUGCACAAUGGUCGUCCUUACCGUUACUUCUAUGCUAUCAGCUCUGACGUGGACGCCGCCAAUCCUGGAACAAUAAUUAAAGUAGAUACACAGACUGGUGAGACAAAGACAUGGUGCGACACGAACUGUUACCCCAGUGAGCCAAUAUUCGUGCCCGCUCCUGGAUCACAGGAAGAAGAUGAAGGAGUUGUGGUGUGUGCACUUGUGUGGGGUGGCACCGAGGCAAACAGCCGUCGCGUGGCGCUGAUCGUGUUAGAUGCACGAGGGAUGUACGAGCUUGCACGCGCCACCUUCACCACAUCAUCGCCAGUACCCAAGUGUCUACAUGGCUGGUUCCUACCUCGCACCCAGUAG